Mustela erminea (ermine) is the source of this 4754-nucleotide messenger RNA. RefSeq names its product abl interactor 2 (gene ABI2). The transcript has 12 exons. Lineage: Eukaryota; Metazoa; Chordata; Mammalia; Carnivora; Mustelidae. Gene Ontology annotation, molecular function: SH3 domain binding. The record is from RefSeq and is a predicted model, not a curated record. Gene Ontology annotation, cellular component: lamellipodium. Bases 228 to 1856 code for a protein of 542 amino acids.
GCCCGCCGUCCGUCGCCGCGGUGACCGUCCUCGGAGUCCGUCGGCUCGCGCCCCGCCCCCGUUCUGCUGCCCCCUCCCCUGUGGCGCGCGGGGGGUGUUUCUCGCUCCUCCCGAGUUGCCGCCGCCGCCGCCGUCGCCGCCGCUCCUCCUCUCCCAGGCUUGGGUUUCCCAGGCGUUGCGGCCGCCGCUACCUCUGCGGUCUGUGUGAGGAGGAGGAGGAUGUGAAGAUGGCGGAGCUGCAGAUGCUGCUGGAGGAGGAAAUCCCGGGGGGCCGCCGGGCCCUCUUCGACAGUUACACGAACCUGGAACGGGUGGCGGAUUACUGCGAGAACAACUACAUCCAGUCAGCAGAUAAGCAGCGAGCUCUAGAAGAAACCAAAGCCUACACCACCCAGUCCUUAGCAAGUGUUGCCUAUCUGAUAAAUACCUUGGCCAACAAUGUCCUACAGAUGCUGGAUAUUCAGGCAUCCCAGCUGCGGAGGAUGGAAUCUUCAAUCAAUCAUAUUUCGCAAACUGUUGAUAUUCAUAAAGAGAAAGUUGCAAGAAGAGAGAUCGGUAUUUUGACUACCAAUAAAAACACUUCAAGGACACAUAAAAUUAUUGCUCCGGCCAAUCUUGAACGACCAGUUCGUUAUAUUAGAAAACCUAUUGACUAUACAAUUCUAGAUGAUAUUGGACAUGGAGUAAAGUGGUUGCUUAGAUUUAAGGUGAGUACCCAGAAUAUGAAGAUGGGUGGGCUGCCGCGAACGACACCUCCAACUCAGAAACCCCCCAGUCCCCCCAUGUCAGGGAAGGGGACACUUGGGCGGCACUCCCCCUAUCGCACACUGGAGCCAGUGCGUCCUCCAGUGGUACCAAAUGAUUACGUACCUAGCCCAACCCGUAAUAUGGCUCCCUCGCAGCAGAGCCCUGUGAGGACAGCUUCUGUGAAUCAAAGAAAUCGAACUUACAGCAGCAGCGGCAGUAGUGGCGGAAGCCACCCGAGCAGUCGGAGCAGCAGUCGGGAGAACAGCGGAAGCGGGAGCGUGGGCGUUCCCAUCGCUGUUCCCACGCCCUCUCCGCCCAGUGUCUUUCCAGCCCCUGCUGGCUCUGCUGGUCCUCCUCCCCUUCCUGCUACUUCUGCAUCCGCCCCUGCCCCUCUUGUUCCUGCUACUGUCCCUUCCUCCACCGCCCCAGAGGCUGCUGCUGGGGGUGCCCAGACCCUUGCUGAUGGCUUCACUUCUCCAACUCCCCCUGUUGUUUCUUCCACUCCCCCGACAGGACAUCCUGUUCAGUUCUACAGCAUGAACAGACCUGCCUCUCGCCAUACUCCCCCAACAAUAGGGGGCUCAUUGCCCUAUAGACGCCCUCCUUCCAUAACUUCACAGACAAGCCUUCAGAAUCAGAUGAAUGGAGGACCUUUUUAUAGCCAGAAUCCAGUAUCUCUGGCUCCUCCUCCUCCCUCCGUCCUACAGGUAACUCCUCAGUUACCUUUAAUGGGAUUUGUGGCCAGAGUCCAAGACAAUAUUUCAGAUACACCACCUCCACCACCACCUGUGGAAGAACCAGUCUUCGAUGAAUCCCCUCCCCCACCUCCUCCCCCAGAAGAUUAUGAAGAGGAGGAAGCAGCUGUGGUUGAGUAUAGUGAUCCUUAUGCUGAAGAGGACCCACCGUGGGCUCCAAGGUCUUACUUGGAAAAGGUUGUGGCAAUUUACGAUUACACAAAGGACAAGGAAGAUGAGCUGUCGUUUCAGGAAGGCGCCAUCAUCUACGUCAUCAAGAAGAACGACGACGGCUGGUACGAGGGCGUCAUGAACGGCGUGACCGGGCUCUUUCCCGGCAAUUACGUGGAGUCCAUCAUGCAUUAUUCGGAGUAAAGCUCAGCAGGGCUGUGUUUGCCUCACAGGACUGGUCAGGUCUUCCCGGAUUAGCAAAAGGCCCUGGGGAUUCCCCGCCAGUGAACCGAAGGAAGGACACAGAUGACACGAACUGCUGACGUUUUUCUGGUUGAUUCCCCAGUGUUAAAAAAGCAAGCUGAAUCCCAACAAACGGAUCUUUCUGCCAUUAUUUGUUCUAUAUGCUGAGCUGUUUGCAUUAAAAUAAAGUGACCGUUUCUAAAUCUGGCCGAGGCACAACGGCAUAGAACUCUGUAAAGCAAAUCAGGUUAAGACUGAUUCAGAAAAUCUGGGAUCUUCCUCAGGAAUACUCUGCACCCUCGGGAUUUCUCCUCCUGCAGAACCCGCGGCACUGGCUGUUCCCCAGUGCCUGUGCGAGGGGGCAGCGUCUGGCCCCAGUGCUGUGCCCUCGCCCACCUGCUUCCACUUGGAUGAGGAGGAGUGAACUAGGAUUUAACUCUCGUACUUCACCAUUUUUAUAACUUUCGAUGGCUUCUUUCCUCCUAACCCUGUAAAUCCCGCGUUCUCUCGGCACUGGAGUGCGCUCCGGGAGUUACUGCUGCUGACUCGCAUCCCUUCGUGUUUUUCAGUUUGUAGACUGGGGGUGACGAAGUGAGUCCCCAAACAUUCUGAGGGUGGUCACUAAUCGCUGGUUUGGUUUUAAUGCGCUGCUGCUGCUGCUGCUGCACGAGAGCGCGCUGCCGCCGAUGCUUGUGGGCCCCGACAUGUGGCGUGUGCGCGCCGGGUUCGCGGGACGGGGCGGGCGUGCGGAGCUAGACGGGAGGCUCCCGAGGCUCCCCAGGCUCCCCGAGACCAACCUGGAGAGAGUGUUGGGUUCCCAGACGCCCUAGACUCUUGCCUUAGGCACUGUUUCCGGAGUAGAAUCUUGGGAGGUCAGACCAGCUCUUUCUUCUUUCACUAUUUAGGAAAACAUUCUUUUUUGGAAAAUCGCAGUUAUUUCCAAGUCUCUUGACAGUCCCUGGGAAUCAGAGGCUUGCACUGCGCUCCCUGAGUGGUGGUAACGGCCAGGGUCAGCUGCCGCGGAGCUUACUCAGUUCUGAGAGAGGGAAAUGCUCUCCCGGGCUGUGAUUGGCUUUUGAAUUCGCUGCUCUUAUUAAGAAUUUGAACCUUCGAUCUCGGACUAAGACUAGUGGAAUAAAAGGUAGGAGGCCAAAUAUUCUUCCUAUUACGUAGAUAAAAAUUAAGAAAAUUUGGAGCAAAACAGUAUUUUUUUCUGUCUGUACAAGUUAUAGCUUCACAUUCAGUGCAGUUUGUAAGGCAGACGGCUCUGAUCAUCACUUCUGUAAUCAUGUAAGAAAUACUGAAAAGGCCCGAGAGGGCUCGCUGCUCGCCAGCAUCCGGGCCGAGCUCUAGAGCCCAGCGCGGCCGCGGGUUGUCCGCGGCCCAGGAGCUUUGCCAGGUCAUUCCCCAGUGCUGGGGGCAAAGGGGAAAGGCAGUGACCACAUUUAUUUCAAAUGAAGGCCUUGGACAGGAUAGCGCAGGUAGAGGAAUUUGAUUACAAAAUGGAACAAGAGCACUCGUGGGUGAGGCCUUCGGGCGGCGCAAGCAGAAGUUAGUAUUCCACUUGUAGAUGUUUUCUGAGCACAAAACUUCAUCACCGCUUAACAGGCCUAGAUACAGAGUUCCCCUGUCAAGACUUUGUUUUAAUGUUGCAGGGGUUUUCCCCCACACGUUGCAAGUUAGCGAUUUUGCUUUUAGAUUUCUCUGGCACUUUGAAUUGGGAAUUUAGUGUUCAUUAACUUGCCUCCACUUCAGGCUUUUGUUAGGUCUUGACAUUCUUUAUGUCCUGUUUUCCUUUCAAGUAGCGGCCCCGAGUGUCCCCUGAGCCUUCAGGUUCAUUAUGGACCAAGACUAUCCACUUGGAUAGGUUAAGCUCUUCUUGGUGUUGGUGUAAAACUAGGGAAACUGUUUUGAAAUUUAGAUGUGUUCCAGUUUUUACUUAAAUAGCUUUGUGCUGAGAAAGCUUAGUGGAUAUUUAAGGCAAGAGGGUAUUUUGAAAUCCGGUAUAGUAUUCACAGCUCACACCUACAGAAGCAGGGAAGAUAAUUGUGCAGAAAAGUUGGUGGCGGUCAGCUCGCCGGUUGGGCCCCGGCUGGACUGUGGCGCGCGGGAGACGCCGGCGCAGCCCUUCCCACUGGAGACCUGCAGCGGAGGGGCCGCCGGGGUCAGCCGACUUCUCGCUAUUAUUUAGUACUAAUGUGUACAAUUGUUUUAAAAACACCUUUGAGUUUUCUGCAUAUUCUAAAUUUCUGUACAGUUUUGAAUUCUAUAUAUUGUCUUGGAAGGAUGCUAUGUAAUGAUGAUGAUGGGCCAGGCCUACAGUAAUUGGAGACUUUUAAUGUAUGUAAUAUUUCACAGAUUGCAUGCUAUUAAUAGUCUGUGAAGGUAGUAUUUCUUGAUUUAUCGUAGGUUCCCCCUGUUUGUCUUUUUAUGAACUACAGGAUGGUUGGUAGUAGGAAUUCCAAAUGGAUGCAGAACUCUUACGGGAUAUAUAAUAUUGUGGCAGAGAUGAUCCACGUCUAGGCUCUGCUGACUUGCAAGCAACCAUUUUAACAGGAUAGAGGGAAUCUAAUGGCAGUGGGGAUUUUUUUUCCAUCUGAAGUGCUUUUUCUUUAAAAAAGAAAAAAAAGAAGUGACUUAAGCGUCCCUGUUCCCCCUCCCCACCCCACACCUUUUUGGUACUACUAUUUGAAAGGCCACGGGGGAAUGAAUGAAAAUACCCUUUUUUGUUGACCUUAUGGCAAGGCAAUCAAUCAAAAACCAAAACAGUGUCAAGAUCUAGACCCGAGAGAUUCCGCCUGCUGAUUUGGAGUACAUAUGAAUCUUUUAAGAGGACUUGUUCCGUGGAGUCUCCAUUUC